Molecule: messenger RNA, 1620 nt
Organism: Penicillium salamii
Lineage: Eukaryota; Fungi; Ascomycota; Eurotiomycetes; Eurotiales; Aspergillaceae
Source: the annotation of a GenBank genome assembly
AUGGUCGCUACAAACUCUGGACUAAAUGCAGCAUGCAGUGCGCAGAUCAAUACCACAUCCCCAGUAUCAACGGUAACCUCAGUGUCUCAUGAUGCACGCCACCACCCUGGUGGAUGCACAAUCCGAGACCCUACCGAAAGUGCUGUGUUGUCAUCGGGACAUCUUUCUUCGGCAGAGUCACUGUUGACAUGGUCGGUAUUUCUUGACCAUCCUGCUAUACUCAAUGAGACGGAAUCUUCAUUUCUAUCUCUCGAAUACGGGAGGUCACCUUUACGAAACAACCUUUACGCGAUCUUUCCGAGUUUGGGAUUGUCCGAAAUCAAAAGCAUGGUGACUGUCUUCCAACAGACAUACAAUUUUUGGUUCCCCACCAUGAGUUUGGAUGAUCUCAAAUUUGUUGAGAUGAGAAUACAUCAGGAGAAUCUGGAGCCUAGUUGUCAGUCGUGUCUUGCGUUGCUGGUCAUGGCUUUGAGUUGCGUUGGGGUGUCGGUGGUGAACGAGAAUAUGCCCGAAAACGAGGCUCAGCAACUGAAGUUGCAGGGGGCAUCAUGGUUCACAGCUUCGAUGAAGAUGUUACACUUGGCACACAUUGAGAUGAGCGUCGAAGCUUGCCAAUGCCUGUUGCUGACUGGCCUUUACUUUUCGUUCUUGCAAAGACCAUUGCAAACUUGGUCUUAUGUCAAUAGCUCGGCGACGCGCUGUCGAUUUUUACUUUCCUGUCCAUUUGACAACCCGGAAAGAGAUGACCGAGAACACAUCACCAGGAUAUUUUGGUCUUGCUUUGUCCUAGAGAGCAACUAUAUCUCAGAGUUGCCAUCACUUCCACAAAACUGCAAUGCUGAAAUCGAAUCAAUAAUAUCUCUCCCCGGCAAGUUUCACUCCCACGAAUCGAUAGAAGAGGAAGAAAGGUCAACUUGUUACCUUCUCGCAUCGAUAGCACUUCGCCGCCUCCUGAACCGAGCUCAUUACAUGCUCUAUGAUCGCGAUAUCGGUCUCCAAAUCAACUCUAAUCACUUCCCCUCGGUCAACCAAGAGCUCGCCAGACAAUUACAAGACUGGUAUCAAACACUUCCUCCAAGUCUUCACUUUCCCAACGACGAGAAGCCGGCCGAUGACCCACAGAGCGAGUACUUGAGACAAUGGUAUCUCAGCUGCCGUAGUGUGAUAUACCGACCGUACCUAGAAUGGGCACUCGCUAAUCCAUCGUGGAAUCUCAAUACAAACCAGCGUGUGCUUGAUGGCUGUCGUGUUGCCCUCGAUACAUGUUUGUUUAAAUUACGGUACCUCAAACAGGUGCCAUAUACCAUCAUGGUCGAUACUUGGCCAUGCUCGCUUUCACUCGCAACGGCGAUGUUGACUUUGAUGGGUGGCUUUUGUCACCCACAGUUAACCAGGCAGCUUCGUCAUAUUGCGUUGUUAGAGCUGGGCCCUCACCUCAAGUUACGCUUGGAGCGAUGGAUGACGAUCCAUGCUUCUUGUAUAUCACCCGGCGUGGAGAAAGCAUUGAGACUGAUCAUGAAUGCUCAUGAGUUCUUUGAGAGCAAAAGUACGGACUUUGAAUCUUCCCUGGAGGAAGAGCAACAUUUGUCUCCUUAUGCCCUUCGGAUGUUUCACGGAUAG